UCCUGCGUGAUUCACAUCUCAUCAGGUGUUGAUCAAUCACGCUGCGUGAAGAGGAUCGAUUCACAUCUUGAUUCACAUCUCAUCUUCAGGACAUCUCAUCAGGUGUUGAUCAAUCUUGGAUAAGUUUAGCUUUAGUUAGUCAUGUACUUGAUCUAACAGAUGAUCGAUCGGAUUAUCUUCUUGUUUUCUCCUAAAGAUGUUGAGGUGAGCGUGAGGGGUCUCAUUGUGGAAAUACUGAAGAACUGUUCUUGGAAACACGAAAUACUUCUUAGGCACGUAUUUUAGACACGUAAUGGCCGUGCCGAGUAGCAAGUCGCAAUUCUAUCUGUAUGUUGUUGCCCAUGUACGUGCUAGUAUCGUUCCCUCUGGUUUUAGUAGAUCUACUUAUUUUGAGCUUUCUUGAUGUGAUGCGGGGUCCGCAGUCCACAGGCACUGAUGCCAUACCUUGAACAAGACAAACUUAAUAACUAAUAUUCUAGUUCUACGUUUCUUUACUUUUCACAUUCAACUACUAGUACAACUAGCACGAUUACAAAAAUUUUGACCCAGAAGAAAUACAGUAGAGCAGUAGCUGGACCCAGAUCUGAAUUGGCAGUAGAAUCUACUUACUUCAGACAGUAUACAUAAGCAAGAAAUUAAUCUCAUGAUACUGAUAUGUUUGGCAUUUUUUUCAAAAAGAAAUAAUACACUUAGACAUCGUGCUUACCUGAAAUGAUCUUUCUGGAUAGAAAAACUUCUGUUAAAUAGAAUGUCUUAAAAACGACCGCCCACCACAGAGAGUUGUAAGGAUUGAAUUAUGAAGUCUUGCAAUUAUAAGGGAGGAAACAGUUGUAAGUACAAACUCUGCACCUCUGAGAGGUGUAAUUGAAAGAAGUAUUUUCUCUCCUAAUGGCGCAGGUGGUAGAGAUUGGUC
Messenger RNA from Amoebophrya sp. A25, 913 nucleotides. Lineage: Eukaryota; Dinophyceae; Syndiniales; Amoebophryaceae. The record is from the annotation of a GenBank genome assembly.